Xiphophorus maculatus (southern platyfish) is the source of this 1848-nucleotide messenger RNA. Its product is annotated as endonuclease domain-containing 1 protein-like. NCBI's taxonomy places the organism in Eukaryota, Metazoa, Chordata, Actinopteri, Cyprinodontiformes, Poeciliidae. The coding region runs from base 122 to 964 and encodes 280 amino acids. Gene Ontology annotation, molecular function: hydrolase activity; nucleic acid binding; metal ion binding. The record is from RefSeq and is a predicted model, not a curated record. The transcript has 6 exons.
UCAUUCAGGGCCAAAGGUGGUGAGGAGAAGUCCUGUAUAAAGGUGGCAGCCGUGGCAAAGGACAGGCUGCAGCAGCAAGCAGGCCAACUGACACUCCUGGUUUCAUCACCUUCUACUCAGAAUGCAAACUUUGGCAGCUUUGUGCGCUCUUUUGUCACUCCUCUUUUCUGCUCAUGCAGAUGUUGUGGAGCGUUUUGAGUAUGUGCCAGAAUGCAUGACUUACUUUUAUAAGGCAAAGGUGCCAGAAUGGGGAGCGUCCACCCCAGGCGCUGCCCGUCUGUGUCAGCGCUUCGUCAACAGGUUUCAUUUUGCCACAUUGUAUGACACCAACCAUCGCAUUGCUGUCUAUUCUGCGUAUCAGUUUGAGCCCAGCAGUGGAGGUGGCAGGGAGAACAGGUGGUUUGUGGAGCCUCAGCUGGUGAAUGACGGCUGGCAAGCUGAGAUGAAGGAUGGAUACUGGCUGGGGCAGGACUACCCCGACAUCUACCUCGGAGAGAAACAAGCUCUGAACGAGGACUACACAAACUCUGGCUUUGACCGUGGUCACCUCAACCCUAACGGACACCAUCCAGUGCCCAGUCGUAAUGCCACGUUCACCCUGACCAACGUAUGUCCCCAGAACCCCAAAAUGAAUCAAGAUGCCUGGAGGAUCCAUGAGUCUGACCUCACCACUCUUUUCCUUGAAAAGUGCUCAAAGGCCUACGUCCUGGUUGGUACUGUGCCUUCAGCAGACAACUGGAUUGUCAAAAACAACGUGAAGCGCGUCAACAUCCCAGACUACGUGUGGAAUGCCUACUGCUGCGUGGACAACAACGACCAGCCCAUUCAGAGUGGCGCUGGUACAGCAAGAAACACAGACGAGAACUAUGUUGUAAAACGUUCACUGGAUGAACUGGGCGCCUUCCUGCAGCAGUUUUCCAAUGAACCAGUGGGGGAGCUGUUUUACAACAACUGCAGAGCAUAAAUAAUUGGCAGCUGAAAAUCUCAAUGUGGCUCCCCAAUGUUUUAGAUUCCAAACUAUAUAUUUGAACAACCAGCCUGAAAAUCAAACUUCUGCAGCAGCUUAAUCCUGUUCAGAUUUUUAAUGGGGCCAGGGCUUACCAGCUUUCACACAAAAUCACAUUACAAUCCAAUUUAAAAUUAGAUUAGGAAUUUAAGUAUUUAGAAUGUAAAUCAGAAAUACUAAGCGUAUUUUGGCAUAAUUACAACCAUUAGAUGGCAACAAAGUGUCUUCAAUAUCAUCUUUUGUACAUGUGGAUUUGCAUCAAGAGCUUCUGAUGGACAUCAAAACCCAAAGUGGCUUGAUGUGAAUUCAUAGCAAUAUUUAUAGAAAAAGAGUUAAAGCUAAUGAAACAACCAUUUACCUAUUUACCAAGAAUCAAAAUUAAUAAAAGCAUGUUUCACUGGACUUUUAUGACUGAUUAUUUGUGUCUAAUUUGAACAAUCAGAUGCCAGUGGAAAAUACGGGCACGUUAUAAGAAGUUCAGAGUCACCAUCUAUAAAUUUAAUUGUUAAUGUCACUCAGCACAAAACCAACAGGCUCAGGUCUACUUCAUAAGCCAUAAAAGAAGAUGGUGGCUGUACAAAUAUUCUGAAAUAAUCCAGCACACACAAUGUUGGCUGACAAACUGGGCAUUGAUUGGUGUCCCCAGGUGUUGUAAGGUUUGAGCUAGACCAAAACACAGACAGAAGUACAUGAAAAACAUGAUGAAUUAUAAUAUAAACAAAGAACUACAGCGAAGCAUGUGGUUUUCAUAUUAAUCUUGGUCUUUUAUGUAUUUGAAGUGUUGCUUCCCAGGCUGGAAAAAACCCUACAGACAAACUGAAUAAAUUUAUUAAUGAAUUGUG